CAAGUGCCAAGUUUAACCUCAAAAAUUAUUUUUAUAUAAAAGAGUUCUCUUAGUUCGACUGGAAUCUUUCCCAACACAGUCACCUCGACAAAUCGAGAAUUUAACAUUUCUCGCAAUGCUCUUGAAAAUUUUGACCGUGAAUUAUUUUUGGUAUUAUCAACUAUUAACAAUGAUACGAGUACUUUGACAGUUCGCGUAGAAUGGUUUCGUGGUAUCAGUUAUCAGUUCGUUCCUCAAUGAUCGGAGGUUAUUGAAUAAUUAUUGUACAAGUGGUUCAAAAAAAUGUGAAUUUGGAAGAUGGAUCACGAGGACGAAUUUUUGAACACGUUUUUCACCCUAAUAUCGCAACUAUGCUUCGAAAAAGCCAAAGAACUGUUGGAAAUAGAGCGUGAACAAAAAACUGACCAUGGUGAAAAAAAAGUGACACAAAUGGGACCAUGGGGAAUGCUACUAAUGCAUUUACCUCAAUUUGCCGUAGCAGAACGUUCUUACACCGACUUGGGUUUUCUCCACACAAAAAACAAGGGUUUUCUCAGAAAAGAUAACUCCCUGAAAACCAUGUACGAGUCCUUGAAGGCUGAUUUGAGGAGAGUGGAAGAAAUGACACGAGGAACGGACACAAUUGGUGCAACAGUGGCUGAAGUUUCAAAUCAGCUUUGUCAGUUUAUCACUGCGAGAAUACAAUUAAUCGAAUUUUACGAAAAAAUGUACAACAUGAGUAUCAGCAGCAAGGUCAUCCACCAUCAGGAAUUAUUGCAAACUAUCGAAAACAUAGUGGAGAAUUAUUCGUUUUCGUUUCCUCACCUGGCUCUCAUUGCGAUAAAAGCAGCAUUAACACUGGAAUGCGAGAUAUUGGUCCAACUGAUCAAAGCGCAAGUUGAAGUGCAAAAUUGGAGAUUUCUUCCAACAUUAAUGGCACUCUAUGGAGCUCAGGCGCGAAUGUCUGCGUGGGAAAGAACCCUGCAGAGCAAAGAAUCCUGGAAACGAGGUUUCGGUGCAACAUUUCUUAAAACCAAUCAGCAGCCAGCUUUAUAUCAGUGGCUUGUCAAAUUGCGUAGUUCAAUACUGGACAAAUGUUCACUAUAUUUUCACACAACCCUGAGUCAACAGGCGAGUCCUGGUGAGAUGAGAAACGUCAUGAGCAAACAGAAUGUUGAUUAUUACCACAAGAUUCAAACUUUCCAAAGAAAAUGGGAUCUACUGGCCAUUUUGAUAGUUUUUGAUACCAAAGGCGCAGAGAAAUUUGGGCCAGGCUACAAGCAUCCAGAGAGAGCCCACAUUUCUGAUAAUUUCGUAAUAGUCGUUGGUUGUCCAAGCGUUUUUCUACAAAAACCAACAAUACAUUGGGACAACAUACAAAAUUAUAUAAAGGAACGGCACGCCGAACUUCAAACCAUGGACAGAUUGGUACAGACGAAGAGCAUCAAAGAUUCGACGAUUUAUACAAUGUACAACAUUGAUCCGAGGAUGACCCUAGUUACUGCGUUUGAAAGCGCUAAACAACGAGACAAAGAAACUCCUGUUGCUAAUUUCAUGACAGAAUUAUGCUCCCAACUCAGAUGCAACAAAGUUUACGAAGGUUUAAAACUAUCAAAAUAAAAGAUACGAUUAUUGAUUUGCAGCAUAACAAAUAAUAAAUAAAUUUUUUCGUCCA
Messenger RNA from Venturia canescens, 1654 nucleotides. Its product is annotated as KICSTOR subunit 2-like. Bases 298 to 1599 code for a protein of 433 amino acids. NCBI's taxonomy places the organism in Eukaryota, Metazoa, Arthropoda, Insecta, Hymenoptera, Ichneumonidae. The record is from RefSeq and is a predicted model, not a curated record. The transcript has 8 exons. Gene Ontology annotation, cellular component: KICSTOR complex. Gene Ontology annotation, biological process: negative regulation of TORC1 signaling; cellular response to glucose starvation; protein localization to lysosome.